UCAGUCAGUGACAGUAGUUGUUUUGUUAGUGUUUGUGACAAGUUUCGGUCGUACGCAAAAAUGGCCGACCCGCUGAGUUUACUCCGACAGUACAAUGUUAACAAGAAGAAAAUCAUCGAAAGGGAUAGCCAGAUCAUCUUCGGCGAGUUCUCCUGGCCGAAAAACGUGAAGACCAAUUACCUGAUGUGGGCUGGCAAAGACGGCACCACCAAGGAAUACUAUACGUUGGAAUGUUUGCUCUUCAUCCUCAAGAACAUUUCACUUACCCAUCCUGUUUACGUGAAGCAAGCAGCUGCUGAGAAUAUACCUGUUGUAAGGAGACCUGACAGGAAGGAUCUACUGGCCUACUUGAAUGGUGAAAGCACAAAUUGUAAUGCCAUUGAUAAGAGUGCUCCUUUAGAAUUGCCCACUCAGGUGAAAAGAUCUGCUGAAUAUGAUGGACCAGAAAAUAUUGCAAAGAAGCCUCGUUUUGAGGAUUUCCAUGUGCAGAAGGUGCGAGAGCAACUGGCUGCCAGGCUGGACGCGCCUAAGGAGGCUUCAGUCACAGUCGAUAAUAUCAAGUCUCUGUCAGAGGCUAUGUCUGUGGAGAAGAUUGCCGCCAUCAAAGCUAAACGUUUGGCGAAAAAGAGGACUACCAUUAAAGGGAACGACGAUAUAGGCCAGGAGUAUGAUAUUAGGGCCAUUUUAGAUCUGGAUGUAGAUGUUACCAAAGAUAUCAUAAGCAGAGAAAGGCAGUGGCGGACGCGAACGACCAUCUUGCAGUCGAACGGAAAGACCUUUGCUAAAAAUAUUUUUGCCAUGUUACACAGUAUAAAAGCUCGCGAGGAGGGCAGGCAACGGCCCAUGCAACAAGCCCCAGUGGCUACGCCUCGUCAGACACCAAUCAGACUCAUGGCUCAACCUGCUGUAUACAAUCGUUACGAUCAGGAAAGGUUUAUUAGAAAGAAAGAAGAGACUGAAGGCUUCGAGAUCGAUACCAAAGGUACUUACCAUGGUAUGACGCUUAAGUCGGUGACGGAGGGUUCGGUGAAGACACGUCCUCCGACCGCUUCCCUACCUACGACACCACAACCUGCCAAUCAGCAGCAGCAAAGACCCCAAUCCGGGACCAAACGUGUCUCCAGGACACCUAUCAUUAUUAUACCUGCAGGCGCGUCCUCCCUGGUUUCCAUGUACAAUGUGAAAGAUGUUUUGCAGGAUUUGAAAUUUGUUUCUAUUGAGGUGAAGAAGGCUGAGGGCGCUCGUCGCGACAAUGAAGUGUUGUUGCAAAGACAACGCAAUGGAGUGACGGUACCUUACAGGGUGGUGGAUAAUCCCGCCAAGUUGAGCCCUAGCGAUUGGGAUCGCGUUGUAGCUGUAUUUGUCAUGGGACCAGCGUGGCAAUUCAAAGGCUACCCAUGGGAGAAUCCCACUGAGAUAUUCGCAAAAAUUUGCGCUUUCCAUCUGAAGUACGACGAAAUGAAACUUGAUAGCAACGUUGCUCGUUGGUCUGUCACUGUCAUUCAGCUUUCCCGGACGAAAAGGCAUUUGGAUAGGGCCGCUCUGAUGGUCUUCUGGGAGAAACUGGACAAAUACAUAUUGCAGUAUAAACCUCAUCUGAGGUUCUGAGACAGCGAUUAAGUUUUAUAUAUGUAACGAUGAAUUUUAUAUAUAUAAAAAAAACUAUGUGAUGAGUGAAUCAUCAUUGUAUAUUAUGUACAGAGUAUCCCGCGAAUGUUUAUUUUUAUGUGUAUUCAUGAAAUCAUAUAUCAUUUUUUUAUUUUAUACAGAAUCAUAAUUCAUUCAAUGGAUUUUAUCUACAGUUUUCUUAAUACAUUAGUAGUGACGGAUGAUUGACUAGACACUUAUAUAUUUUUUUUUCAGUUCGAAAUAUCCCCGAAAAUGUAGAAAGCAAACAUUGUAUAAAAUGUGAAGAAAAAAAAACAAUGUUUAAACCGAAUUUAUGAAAGACAAGAUA
Messenger RNA from Nicrophorus vespilloides, 1957 nucleotides. RefSeq names its product parafibromin-like. Gene Ontology annotation, cellular component: Cdc73/Paf1 complex. Gene Ontology annotation, molecular function: RNA polymerase II complex binding. The record is from RefSeq and is a predicted model, not a curated record. Lineage: Eukaryota; Metazoa; Arthropoda; Insecta; Coleoptera; Silphidae. Gene Ontology annotation, biological process: transcription elongation by RNA polymerase II; positive regulation of transcription elongation by RNA polymerase II. Bases 61 to 1608 code for a protein of 515 amino acids. The transcript is spliced from 7 exons.